GACUUUGGAUUACUCUGCUGCUUCAGACAGUGAAAGAGGAGAGUUUAGUUCCAGCAGCGGCUAAAAGUCCAGCUGAACAGUGUGAAUGGGGAACAAAACACAGGUUAGUUGUGUUUAUUUGAGGCAGAAGUCAACAGUGUGAGUCUUCAUUGCCUAAUCGACACUUCGGGUGAUGCUGCUGGAAAUCCACGUCUCAUGACAGACUACACAGGACAAACACUCAGGCAAUAAGUGCAUAGGGCUGAGCUGUAUCCUACAUCCUCAGACUGAAUCAGAUGAACAUGAGCAUGCUUCCUCAGAGGAGUUCUGUGGCCACAAUGAGCUACGGUGCAGACUGUGUGAAGAUUGAGCAUGGCAGCAGUGGCUCAGUGGGAGGGACACUGCUGAGGGGCUCCCGCUCUAAGGCUGAACUACAGGAGCUGAUGGAGACGCUGCAGCGGAGGAAGAGCGCUCUGGAGGCCAGUUUGAGGGCGGCUGAGUGCAGCCGUAAGUACCUGAGCGUGCCCUCACCUGUCGGAUCGCAGCCCACGAGGCCGCUGUCAGUCCUCAGCAACAUGGAGCGCCCCCCGUCUGCCUCCAGAACCUUCUCCUAUAUGUCGAGCAGUAGCGUGCCUCCGUCACCUCGCCAGGGUGAACGUCAGAUGAGUUCAAACGGCUUCCUCCGUCAUUCCCACUCUCGCCACCAGUCUCAAGACAGCCUCCUCCUCUCUAACGAUGGUUCGUCCCUGCUCUCCUCCUAUGGCGAGUCCCAUCCUCGCUCCCCCAGGGUCAAAAGUGGAGCGGCCAGUGUGCCUUCCAGCCCCCGUAUGGGCCGCCGGCUGUACUCCCAGAGUAAAGCAGGGGAGUCCCGUCAGAGGAAGUACUCCACUGGGUCCCUCAACAGCCUUGGGAUGCACAGCCGCUCUCUUCCACGGCUCCACCAUCCAGCAGACCCCCCCACUUUAUCACUACCAACACGCCACUCGGUGGGCUCCCACAGAGCAGCGAGCUCAGCGGGAGCACGACGCAGUCUGUCCUCUCUUGAACAGCCACCAGAUGUGACAGUACCAGCCAGCAUGCCCAGCACUCCCAGGAGGGCCAGCAUGGCCUCUCUGAGCUCUCUGGGUAUAGAGUUAGACGGGACAGGCUUAGAUCUGGGCUUUGGAGAGCGGAGGUUAUCCUUUGGGAAGGGUGGACUGAGUCCAGGACAGAGGGUGGGUAGCAUCAGCUCUCUGAAUGGAAAAGAGGAGCUCAGAGACUACCAUCAGCACCAGAGAGAUGAACGACUCAGGGAGCAGAAAGUACAAAGACUGGAGUGUCAGCGUCUUGAGACCAUCUUAAACCUUUGCACUGAGUUGGAGAGGGAGCCCACCGGCUCAGCUGUGUCCGACCUGCAGAAGAUCAAUAAGGAGCUGGAGAAACUGCAGGUGUCAGACGAUGAGUCGGUGUUUUCUGACUCUCCCAGCAGUACGGCACAGGAGAGCUGCUUCGGGGCCAAAACCAGGGACUACCAGCUCAGCGAGGAGCAGCAGGUCUGCCAGCGGGGUCAGCAGAGUGGCUACAGGGAGGCCAGGUCCCACUCACCUGCCGUCAGCCUCAACAGCAGCGCCCCCUCCCCCUCCACACACCACAGAGCCAAAGCGUUGGAAAGUGUGCAACUAAAACAGGAAGUAACGCAUAUAGAAGAAGAGAGGAUCCAAGUCCUGAACAAUAUAGAGGAGCUGGAACAGAAGAUCAAAGACCUGGACAACCAGAUGGAAGAGUCAGUUCGAGAGAUGGAGGUGGAGUGUGCUCUACUGGAGGGGGAACAGGAGUCAGAGGUGGCUCAGCUGCAGAGAGAAAAGGAGCUUCUGGACCAACUGAAGGAAAAGAUUCACAGUAUUAAAAAGACAGAUCCCACUGAAAAGUCACAGGAGGCAGAGAACCAGACAAAGAACUUGGAGGAUUUGGAUUUUCAGAAGUUGGAAAAUGAGAUUAAUCAAGAUGAGGAAAAAGAGAAUCAGCACCAGGAGGUGCUUCGAGAAAUCGCUGAGUGUCAGCGUGUUUCUGUCACACGCAAGGAAAGAAUUAUGACUUUGAAGAAACAGUCAACACAGAUCAGUUUACAGGCUCAGCAAGAAAGAGAAAAUUUCCAGAAAGAGAAAAACAAUUUACUUAUCAUGCUUCAGAAGGAGAAAGAGAAACUGGCGACUUUGGAAGGAAAAUAUGCAGAAUUAUCUGAAGGACAGGUCUUCGCUAACAACCCUGUAGCCAUCAAAGAGCACUUGCACUCUCUGAAGGAAAGAAGAAGAAGCAAAGAAAACUCCUCCCACACCAGCGAUGGCCUGCAUCAUAAGAGGAACCAGCAGCUCCUCGCAUCCUACGGCAAAUCUCUGGGACGCACACUCCCCCCAAAGGCCCACCCUCCUCUGUCUCAGAGCUCCAGCUGUGGCAGCGUCGUCCCUCAGGGCUUCACCUUCUCCUCCCGGGACCUGAACAGUCGCCGUCUGCCGAAGACAGGCAACAGUCAUGCACAGAUGAAUGAUGACAGACAGAGGCGGAGUGAUUUCUGCAGCAGGAUGGUGUCUGAACCCAACGUGUUCUUGGACUUGUUCACGUUCCCCGACAACAGCCAGGCCUCGGACACAGUGAGCGUGGACAGUUCUGAUAGCCUCGAGACCAGCUUCUCUGCGUGCUCCCCGGACAACAUCUCCAGUGCGAGUACAUCAAAUAUGGCAAAGAUUGAGGAGAUGGAACGUUUACUCCGAGAGGCACAGGCAGAGAAGCAGAGGCUCCUCGAACAUCGAGAGCGUGAGAUGGAGAUGCGUAGACAGGCUCUGGAGGAGGAGCGAAGAAGAAGGGAGGAACUGGAGAAACGACUGCAGGAGGAGACGAGCAGGCGGCAGAAACUUGUAGAAAGAGAAGUGAAACUACGGGAGAAACAAAGAUCUCAGUCCCGACUCUUGACACGCUACCUCCCUGUAAGGAAAGACGACUUUGAUCUCCACGGCCAUAUUGAGGCAGCUGGACACAAUCCAGAUGCUUGCUUUCAUCUGGCCAUCACUGAUAAAACCUGUCGAGGUUUCCUGGUCAAAAUGGGCGGCAAGAUCAAAACCUGGAAGAAGCGCUGGUUUGUCUUUGACCAGAAUCGAAGGACACUCACCUACUAUGCAGACAAACAUGAGACAAAGAUGAAAGGAGUCAUUUAUUUCCAAGCCAUAGAGGAGGUGUACUAUGACCACUUAAAGAAUGCGCACAAAAGCCCCAACCCCUCGCUUACCUUCAGUGUAAAAACCCACGAUCGGGUCUACUACAUGGUGGCGCCAUCUCCAGAGGCCAUGCGUAUCUGGAUGGAUGUAAUCGUCACAGGUGCAGAGGGACACAUGCAUUUCAUGGUUUAACAAAUCAGACCCACCUCCUUUUCCUUAUUACAGACUCAUACUGUACUACUCUUCUUGUACCAGUGAACAGGUGAUGUGUGGAGCUGAUCUGAACGUUCAUUUGGGCAACGGGAAAUAGCUUGUAUUUACAUGUUUCUUGUAGCCUACAGAGAUGACCAAAAAGCAUGUUUAGCACAUCAUGUAAGCUGAUACACCACUUUCAUUAUUAAGCUACUCAACCAUGGUUUAAAUGGUCUGUUUAUAAUGUGCAGAUGAUGCUUAAGUGCAUUUUACCUGCAUCUUGUUUCAACUAACUCUGUGCUAGUCUAAUGUUCCUUCUUUAUACCAGGCUUUUCAGGGAAGCUU
Messenger RNA from Sphaeramia orbicularis (orbiculate cardinalfish), 3704 nucleotides. It is a transcript of the gene phldb2a, whose product is annotated as pleckstrin homology-like domain, family B, member 2a. The transcript has 17 exons. Gene Ontology annotation, biological process: regulation of microtubule cytoskeleton organization. The coding region runs from base 276 to 3359 and encodes 1027 amino acids. The record is from RefSeq and is a predicted model, not a curated record. NCBI's taxonomy places the organism in Eukaryota, Metazoa, Chordata, Actinopteri, Kurtiformes, Apogonidae. Gene Ontology annotation, cellular component: basal cortex.